This is a messenger RNA of Bradysia coprophila, 2788 nucleotides long. RefSeq lists its product as uncharacterized. NCBI's taxonomy places the organism in Eukaryota, Metazoa, Arthropoda, Insecta, Diptera, Sciaridae. Gene Ontology annotation, biological process: regulation of transcription by RNA polymerase II. Gene Ontology annotation, cellular component: nucleus. The record is from RefSeq and is a predicted model, not a curated record. Gene Ontology annotation, molecular function: RNA polymerase II cis-regulatory region sequence-specific DNA binding; zinc ion binding; DNA-binding transcription factor activity.
UGUUUGAGAGUCUAGCGAAUGUGUCUAGCAGAUUUUUUAAUGGCACCCAGUCCAGUAAUUUGCAACCGAUGUUCAUCUUUGAGUCAAUUUUUCAAUGACUAGAUAAAUGAUUUACACUUGUGAACGCUCUCUUCAAAACAUGACAGAGGUUUGAGCGACACAUCUCUCAAAUGAAUUCUUUGAACAGUCCCCCAAAAGUCAAAACAAGUCAACUCAAAGUAGAGUCCGUCAAUAAUAAAUUUUUAACAAUAACAACCAAGUGUUAUCUAUCAUGAAUUCAUAUUUCACCGACGAAGAAACAUUGAUAUUGUUGAAAUUAGUUCACACAAAGGACUUGCAAGACAAAUUCAAUUCAAACAAAAAGAGACAUCGCAAGGUCUGGGAAGAAAUCGCCAAGAUUCUGGAAAAACAAGGCAUCCGAAAAUCGGCCGCAAAAUGUCAAAAUCGUUACGAAAACACGAAGCGAACGUACAAUACGAUCAAACGGAAUCAUAUCGGUCCACAGAAACCGAAUUAUCCGUACUGGGACUUUUGGGAAUCGAUUCUGGGUGAAAAGCGAGACAUGCCCUUUGGUGCAUUCGACGAACACCACGAAACUUAUUUACGACUUAAGGAGGCUAGAGACGAUGGUGAUGCUGUUCCGCCGGACUGGGAACAUUGGUCGAAAUACGAUGAAUAUUAUAAACAAAAGAGACUUACUGCAGAAUCGGAUCUGGUUCAGAGUGACAACGCCAAGUGUACACAGCUCUCACAAACUUUCACCGACGCAGAAACAGACGAAUUGCUGUUAAUAAUGGGAGAACGAGCUACUAGGCAAAUGUUCGUCAAUCAUCGAAAGAAGCACCGGAUCGCCUGGAAUUACAUUUUAAAAUGUCUGAAGAAGAGGGGAAUUCAUAAGACCGCCGAGAAAGUGAAAAAUAGAUUCGAAAAUCUCAAGAGAAAAUACAUGCACUACAAAAAGAGCUUAACCAGCUCCAUGGAUCCACCGGACUGGCGUUAUUGGAAUGUCUUUGAAGAAUAUAUGGCCAGUAGAUCGAGUCCAUCAGACUCGGAUUUUAUGGCCGAUGACGCGACCGAUGCGGAUGAAGAUGCUGAAGAAAUGGAAACGGAAACUGAUGAUGUUGAUGAAGCGAUAACCACCAAGGAAGGUUUCCAGCCGGUAGAAACUUCGAUCCACGCGGAAUCGACCAACAAUCAAAUCGAGCCGGAAUCGAGUGAUAGUCGAACCGACGUUAACUGUGGUCGACAACAAAUAUUUUGUCGAUUCUGUCUGCAAUCGAUGUGUAACACAAGCAUCAGUUUAUUCAGUCCAUUAAACGCAAAUAUUCGCAUCAACGAAGCAUUGGCCAUAUGUUGCGGCCUGGAAAUUUUCCAACAGCAAGACUCGUCAACUGUAAACGAAAUUUGCUUAGACUGUGUACAACAACUGCAAACUUCAUACAAUUUUCGUAAAUUAUGCUGGGCAUCGCAAUUCGAAUUGAAGAUGACCAAUCGAAAGCAAACCGAUCGAAAUGAUGGCACAGCGAGUCCUUGUCGCCGACUCUUGCCAGAUAGCAUCAAGAAUCCGGCCCGACCACAUACAUCUGCAGCAAAUCAAUCGCAUUUUGAAAAUGACGGAACAGCGGAUAGUAUUAGCACAUCACCUCAAUUUGAGAUGACCUACGAAUUUGUCGAUACAGAUCCCAUUCACAGUGAUGACUCAGCUCCUCAAUGUGUUGACGAAAAAGACAGUGUGACGGAGCCGGACAAUAGUGAAAUCACAGACUUGGGGAAACAUAAAAAGGGGGAGACUAACCGAGUCGAAAAACUGAAAAAUUUCAAAUGCUCACUUUGUAUGAAGAAGUUCCCGAACAUUGAGUACAUUAAGAAGCACCUGGUCAAAAUGCAUUCACUGAUAGCCGAAAGCCAAAACUUUAAAAACCAUUUGGAACUGAGCAACUGCGAUUCGGACGAUGAGCUGGAUGAUAAUGUCAAAUGCUACGUUUGCGGAAAGAGCUAUGUCAAGCGAGAGUACCUGAAGAAACAUUUGAAGCUGAUCCACAACAUAACUGAUGCCGACUACAAUGUGUACGAUAGAAUCGAUGAAGAAAAUAAAACGAAAAAGCCCUUAUUAUGCCACUCCUGCGGCGAAUCCUUCGUACUAAAGCACAUCUUCAAAAAACAUGUCGAGCACCAUGAGAGAGGCAGUUUGUUGUCUUGUGACUACUGUGAUAUAAAAUUGGUGGACAAAGCAGCCCUACAACGGCACAUGAUUUUGCAUACCGGUCAACGGAAUCACAAAUGCAUUUUCUGUGCCAAAGGAUUUUUUACUCGAGUAUCGCAAAAGCGUCACGAACACAACGUCCACACCAAGGAGAAAUCGCACAUUUGUCAGUAUUGUGACAAAAAGUUUGUAAUGUGGAAAUUUCUGGAACGUCAUCUGAACACACAUACGGCGCAAAUUGUCUAUCAGUGUGAUCAGUGCGAUAAAAAAUAUCUGAACAAAAAUCAUUUGCGAGUGCACAAGUUUCGGCACGCCAAGGAGCCACCAUUUAAGUGUUCCGUUUGCUCGAAGGCAUAUUUUGAUCGGUCCGCUCUGAAGAAGCACAAUUACGUGCAUAUUGGAAAUCCGUAUCAGUGCACGCACUGCGACAGAAGUUUUGAUAGGCGUGAUAAAAUGAAUAAUCACAUGCAGAAGGUUCAUGGCGCACUUUUAAGUCAAAAUCAAGAAAUUGCCGAACAAAAAAUUAGUUAGACUCCCGAAGUGUUGAGUUUAAUAAAUUAAAAACGUUUCACCACCAUACAGCAA